This is a messenger RNA of Chlorocebus sabaeus (green monkey), 3985 nucleotides long. RefSeq names its product mitochondrial amidoxime reducing component 1 (gene MTARC1). Lineage: Eukaryota; Metazoa; Chordata; Mammalia; Primates; Cercopithecidae. The record is from RefSeq and is a predicted model, not a curated record. Gene Ontology annotation, cellular component: mitochondrial inner membrane. Gene Ontology annotation, molecular function: pyridoxal phosphate binding; nitrate reductase activity; molybdenum ion binding. Gene Ontology annotation, biological process: nitrate metabolic process.
AUCUGACUCCACAAACACUGGCUUCUGUCAUUGGCAGGGGGCGAGGGCAUUGUGAGCUGCAGGCACACCGGUGUCCUGUCUGUGGCAGGAUGGCCAGUGUCUGCAAGGGGCCUUCCUAGUGGUCAGUGAGGAGUGGUUGUUCCCUCCUCCUCUAUUUUCCUUUGCUGGGUUCUGGGACUGAAAUUCACCACCAUCCCCCGCACCCUGUGAGGUAAAAGUGAUAAGCGAGCUGUAGCCCUGGGUAAAUUCUGGAAGUGAUGAAAUGGAAAAAUCAGAACUUUAAAGUCAUCCAUUAAAAUAGGGGAGCCAUUUUUUCCUCUUAAAUUUUCAAAGAGGAAUUCAGGAGGGAGAUAAACAGAAACACAUAUUUGGUGCCCUGGAGCUGCCUUUCCGAGGAGGAUCAAGUGGUGCAUCCUGCUGAGCUGUGUCCUUUACAGACAGGGUGUGACCUGGGGUUGGAAGAGAAGAGAAGAGAGCAGAAACACAGGACAGAUAAGUGUUCAGGCCAGUAAAGACAGAGCCUCCCUGAGCACGGAACUGCUCUGCAGUAAGCUGCCAUCUGGAGGAGAGGGUUGUUCUUUUCUCUUGGCGAACUCCCGCUUCUCUCAUCCAAGGCACCCUUGCCCUGCAUGGACAAUUCUGGCUGAGUCUUGAAAUGUACACUCCUGGCUCAGGGGACCAUGGCUGAGCUGGGGAUGACACAGGCUCUCGACCAAACUUCGGUCUCCUCUGACCCCUUUUCUUCAUGAGGCCUUGACUUUGCCACCCUACUCCCUGCAGAGCCCAGUUUAGCAAGAAUCCUGCUUAGUCAGUUUCCAGAGUAUUCUCCCAUCCUUGAUAUCUGAUCACCCUUGAUAUCUGCUCAGAUUCCUCAUCUGUCACCCUCAGUGUAUAAGUCCUUGCCUAGUUCAGUAGAAUCCUGUUAAGUGGGUUUAUCAAUAAUCCUCUAUACCUGAUGUCUCCUCUUAGUGAUUUUCCAUUCACUGACCUGAAGAACUCUGCUCUUUGGCUAUAAACCCCCAGCAGUCUUCGCUGUAAUACAGAGCUGAGCCUAAUCUCUUUCCCCUAUUGUGAUGCCCCUGUUACAAUAGCCGUGAAUAGUCUUCCUUACCUUUUUAAUAAGCGUUUGAGUAAUUUUUUCCUUUGAUAGCUUGGUACAUCAAACAGGAGCCUGACUCCUAAACCCUGCUGUUCGGGUAUGCUGAUAUUGUUGACUGGAAUAUAACCUGAUUUGGAAGUGACAAGUGACUGAGGUGAGUGCCUGCUUCACCAGGUGACAUUCCCUCCCGCCAGAAGCAGCCUGGGGACCUUGUGCAGUGCUAAACUUCUGAGCCAAGGCCUUGCCAAAGCAGCUGCAGCUCGAGGUUCCCCGCCGGGAGCGUAGAAGGCGCUCUCAGACGCCCAUUGCUGCUCAGAGCUGCCGCCGGGAGAACUCUGGCCUGGUCUCGCUGGCGCAGAGGGCCUGGUAGCAUCCUCCUCCACCAGACCCCUACUCUUUGGAAGCUCCCUAGACCCUGGGCAGCCUGCGGGGAGGGCAGCCGCAGCAGAGAGCUGGACACUGCGCAGUCCAGGCAGGGCCGACCCGCUCUCUACUAUUCCUAGGAGAGGCUGCUGCCCGCUGUCUGAUUUUUAAUUUCAAAAUCACGCUUUGUCCUGCAAUGUUGUAUAUUGUUUAUUUUAGGUCAAAUAACCCCAUAAAUACGUAAGUAAAUAAACUGAUCUCUUGCAGCGAUCGUGGGGGAGGGCACAGCGCCCUGCAGCUGCAGGCGACGUAAGGUUGCAGAGGCCGUGGGGCGCAGACCAAGUGGAAGCUGAGCCGCCACCUCCCACUCCCCGCGCCGCCCCCCAGAAGGACGCACUGCUCUGAUUGGCCUGGAAGGGUUCGGGAGCUGCCCACCCUUUGGGCUCAGGGCCAAAGGCCGCACCUUCCCCCAGCGGCCCCGGGCUACCAGCGCGCUCCGGCCUUGCCGCCGCCACCUCGCGGAGAAGCCAGCCAUGGGCGCAGCCGGUUCCUCCGCGCUGGCCCGCUUUGUCCUCCUCGCGCAGCCCCGGCCCGGGUGGCUCGGGGUCGCGGUGCUGGGACUGACCGCGGUGGCGCUGGGGGCUGUCGCCUGGCGCCGCGCAUGGCCCACGCGGCGCCGGCGGCUGCUGCAGCAGGUGGGCACAGUGGCGCAACUCUGGAUCUACCCUGUGAAAUCCUGCAAGGGGGUGCCAGUGAGCGAGGCUGAGUGCACGGCUAUGGGGCUGCGCAGCGGCAACCUGCGGGACAGGUUUUGGCUUGUGAUCAACCAGGAGGGAAACAUGGUUACUGCUCGCCAGGAACCUCGCCUGGUCCUGAUUUCCCUGACCUGUGAUGGUGACACCCUGACUCUCAGUGCAGCCUACACAAAGGAUCUACUACUGCCCAUCAAAACGCCCACCACAAAUGCAGUGCGCAAGUGCAGAGUGCAUGGCCUGGAGAUUGAGGGCAGAGACUGUGGCGAGGCCGCCGCCCAGUGGAUAACCAGCUUCCUGAAGUCACAGUCCUACCGCCUGGUGCACUUCGAGCCUCACAUGCGACCGAGACAUCCUCACCAAAUAGCAGACUUGUUCCGACCCAAGGACCAGAUUGCUUACUCAGACACCAGCCCAUUCAUGAUCCUUUCUGAGGCGUCGCUGGCGGAUCUCAACUCCAGGCUAGAGAAGAAAGUUAAAGCAACCAACUUCAGGCCCAAUAUUGUAAUUUCAGGAUGCAAUGUCUAUGCAGAGGAUUCUUGGGACGAGCUUCUUAUCGGUGACGUGGAACUGAAAAGGUUGAUGGCUUGUUCCAGAUGCAUUUUAACCACAGUGGACCCAGACACCGGCGUCAUGAGCAGGAAGGAGCCGCUGGAAACACUGAAGAGUUAUCGCCAGUGUGACCCUUCAGAACGAAAGUUGUAUGGAAAAUCACCACUCUUUGGGCAGUAUUUUGUGCUGGAAAAUCCAGGGACCAUCAAAGUGGGAGACCCUGUGUACCUGCUGGGCCAGUAAUGGGAACUGUAUGUCGUGGAAUAUUAGAUGCCUUUAUAAAAUGUUCUCAAAAAUGACAACACUUGAAGCAUGGUGUUUCAGAACUGAGACCUCAACAUUUUCUUUAAAUUUGUGAUUUUCACAUUUUUCCUCUUUUGGACUUCUCGUGUCUCAAUGCUUCAAUGUCCCAGUGCACAAAGCAAAGAAAUAUAGUCUUGAUAACUUAGUAGGCUUUCAGUAAGACACUUAGGUGACAAGACAGGAUUCUGAAAACUCCCUGUUUAACUGAUGAUGGAAUAGUUCUUUCUCCUGCUUUGCCAUUUGUCUACCAAGAUUGCAGACUUCCAUCCUGUCACUACCACUCAUUAGGGAAAGAGAAGAAGAGAAAGAGGAAGAGUGGGUAGGCCAGAAGAAUGUCCCAGAAUGUGUUAUUACCCCUGUGCAUGAGGUAUGCAAUGAAAAUUAAAUAGCUCCCCAAAUAUGGCUGGAAUGUCACUUCCCUUUUCUUCUUAAGCCCUGGGCUAGCUUUUGAAAUGGCAUAAAGACUAAGGUGACCUUCAGGAAGCACUUCAGAUAUUAAUUUUCCAUAGAUCUGGAUCUGGCCCCGCUGCUUCUCAGACAGCAUUGGAUUUCCUAAAGGUGCUCAGGAGGGUGGUUGUGUAGUCACAGAGGACCCCUGGAUCCUUGCCAUUCCCCUCAGCUAAUGACUGAGUGCUCCUUCUCCAGUUCUGGGUGAAAAAGUUCUGAAGUCUGUGGAGGAGAAGAAAAGUGAUUCAGUGAUUUCAAAUGGAUACUGAAAACCUUUAAAGGGGGAAAAGGAAAGCGUAUGUCAGUUGUUUAAAACCCAAUAUCUACUUUUUUAACUGAUUGCAUAACUCUAAGAUCUGAUGAAGUAUAUUUUUUAUUGCCAUUUUGACCUUUGAUUGUAUUGGGAAGUUGACUAAACUUGAAAAAUGUUUUUAAAACUGUGAAUAAAUGGAAGCUACUUUGACUAGUU